Molecule: messenger RNA, 599 nt
Organism: Rhineura floridana
Lineage: Eukaryota; Metazoa; Chordata; Lepidosauria; Squamata; Rhineuridae
Product: coiled-coil domain-containing protein 160-like
Exons: 1
Coding region: 1-477 (158 amino acids)
Source: RefSeq, a predicted model, not a curated record
AUGGGCAAGAAGCAUUUGGAAAACCUCUCUUUAAAGCUUCAGCUGGCCCUUCUAAAGUCAGAGCUGGUGGAACUUAAAGCCAAAUGCCAGAAAUUAGUGGCAGGCUUGGAAAAAGCUAAACAAGAGCUGAGUGACUGGAGAGCAGAGGCUCAGUGUAAAGCUGCCCAGCUCGAGCAGGUUCAGAGGCGAGGCUUCGAAAGAGAUGCCAAGGUUGAAGCUCUUCAACGAGGCCUGUGUGAGAAAUCGGAAAGUCUCAGAAGUUUGAAGGAGGAGCUGCAGGAAGCACGAGGAGAGGUGCAGCGCUUGGAGCUUCAGAAAAAGGAGUUGCAACAAGAGUUAAAGGACCUCAACCAGAGGCGAGAGUUUGAAAACAAGCUGGCCACAGAAAAGGUGAAACUCUAUUAUGAUGUGGAAAUUAGAAAAAUCCAGAAGGAGGUGGAAGGGGUGAAAAGGGAGCUAAUACAGAGAAAGCCUUGAAGGCAAAGAGUGCUGAAGAUCUAGAAAUGUUUAAGAAACACUUUUCAGGCCAGCCAUCAUCUGAUCUAGCUCAACAUUUGAGAAUCUAUUUUCUUUAAUGCAAAUACAAAAUAAAGAUAUGA